AUGGCGAGAAAAGAAACAAAUUAUAUUUUUGCGCUCGCUUCUGUUACUUUACUUUUGUGUUGUAUCGAGGCCCUCGGAAAGCCAGCUCUAAACGGUAAGUUAGACGUUAAAGAACCAGCACAUUCGGUACGAUUUUUGGUAACAUUUACACGGCCAUGAAGUACGAAUUUGAAUUUGUACAUCAAGUGCAUAAUUCCUCUCGCAUCAUUCGUAUAUCAAAUCGCUGGUGACUGCAGUGAGCGACACUGAGCAAAACGCUUAAAUUGUGACAUUCAUCUUCUGUUUGAAAACGCUAGAAAUACGGAUCUAUCACAUUUACCGUAACAGACAGUAUAUGAAUCUUUCUACAGUAAUUGUAAGCUCAUGAAUUGGUCUAUUUUUUGUGUCUGUUGCUCUUUUAUCGACUGUUGCUUGUAGACUCAGUAACCUGUUUUGUCUUCUCUGUGAAACUAUAUUUAGUAGAUUUUGCAAUUUGGCGUUGAAUUGUCAUUGUGAUCGGAGCGAUCACCAUUUUCAGUAGGUAAGAUUGUAAGAGGGUCACCUAGCAACCAUAAGCUUAGUUUUUACAUUAAAAUGCUUUUAGAUUAGCCUCCUUCGCAAGCAUCACUGUCCGUCCUGUUUAAGAGAACGGAGGGGAAAAUGGGGAGAGAACCGAGUGGUCCGAGUGACUCCUCCGACAAUCAAAGCUUGGUAGGUACUUCAGAUAUGAUUCCUAUAGUGUACCGAGAUAUAGAUUCUAUGGGAAUCAUGUAUGAAAUACCUACCCAAAGCUGGCGUUGCCCGGCUGACCGAAAAGCCCGACGACUCUGGGUAUGAGAUUGCUCCUCCUCCAACUCCUCCUCUUUCCUCUCGUUUCUUGUUCUCAGACUCCAUACGGUCAUAACUGUUACAAAAGGAAUUGUCUGCGGAGGAGGCAACUGUUAGCCAGUCAUUUCUUGCUAUCUUUCUCUUAGUUCUGUAAACAUGAGGAGUAAUUCUACUUAACUUAACUUUUUAUUUCUCAAAGAGGAAAACAGAAACUUGUGCGAGUCGGAACCAGAUAAAGCUGAAUGCAUCCGGGAAGUAGAAGAAGCAAAGGGGACAGAACAAGUUGACGGCGACCAUCAGCAAGGUAUGAACUGACUAUUAACGUCUCUGAUAAUGCGUUGUUAGCCUGCGUUGGGGGCGAUUUCAGUGGCGGAUCAAGACCUUCAGGUAAGGGGGGUGGUCAUCCAGAUCCUGAGAUAAGGGGGGGGGGGGCAGUCUCCCAAAAAAAAAUUUUUUCGGCCCUCCGGGCCUCAGUUUAGUCUAGAAAUAACGGGGGUUCUCCCGGGCCCCUCCCCUGGAUUCGCCACUAGAUUUUGUUAGGGAGGGGAAGGAGAGGGACAAAUUCUUGCAAGGAUCACUUGGACAAACAGUAGCGAGGCAAAGCCGGAUCUUGGCGUAGGUGAUCAGGAUUAGCCGAAUAUAGAAUAUUACCUAAAAUUGAAGGCAAGGCUGAUCGAACAGCUAUGGAUGGCUAAUUUACCGGCCCAUUAUUUCGACCAGACAAAACUAGCCUUUGUCAGGGACUAGAAAAGUAGCCUAGGUUUAGCCGCACCCUCCGUCUCUCCGUUUUUCCUUUGUCGAGGGGAGGGUGCGGCUACACGUAGGCUACUAGAAAAGCUAAGGAGAGGGAGCCUGGAAACGAAAGUGGGAACAAUAGGGAGCUUAUACAACGACGAUAACGACGACGGUGGCGAAAACUUCUGUGAGUCAUUCACACUGUUUCAAAAUUCAUCGCUUUCGAUCCAUGUCGUUCAAUUUGCCAGAUAUAUGGGUGAAUUUUUCUGGAGUUGAAUUCCUGAAGAACUGUAUCCAAGGUUUUAAAAAGAAAGUAAGAAAAUCCUCGACUUGAGUUCACGUCGUUAACAAAACGUGAAAUAGAACAGUUUCACGUCGUGGUAGUGAAAUGCAAAGUUUUCUUUUUUCUUAUUAAACCUAUUGCUUUCUUUGUCGAUCUCGUUGCCGUCGUCGUUUCUUUAGCUCCCUGCUAUCAGUCUGGGCCAUUAGCUGAGCGUGCACAGGACCAUGGGAAGAGGUAAAAGGCAGGAGCUUCCUCAAGCUUCUCUCUUUAACUAGUAUCCAGUUCGCCGCGGAUCUUAGAUAAUGGUUACUCGGAAGACGUCUCUGCGAAAAGGCGGAGCCUUACACAAUACUACUACACUUAGAAAAUCUUUACAAAGACCAUUGAAAAGCACUUCAAAGCCACACAAAGUGGAAAAUAAGCUCAACUAGUACUUGUAGUUUUCUGAGUUAUUUUCGUCUUUUUUAUUGAGUACUGAGCCCGGCGAUCAGCGCCUUGCUGAGUGGCCUGCGAGCAAGCUCUUCCGUUUUGGGGGGAGUCGCGCCUGAGAGCAGCACGCGCUACCGACGGAGUGAAUCAAACUUAAAUUUUGUAAAAGCGCUAUUCGACAAAACAAUCACAUGAUCAAAUAAAGUCAGUAACGACAAAAUUCACUGAUAUAGUUUAUGUCUCGAAACGUUUUAAUUUUAUUUUCAACUGUUUGAAAAACCCUUUAUAUCACGUUUAGAGGAGGUAGGUUUAGUCCAGAUAAACACAGUCCGCAACACAAAUAACAAAUCUUAAGCUUCUGGUGUCAAGCGCUUUAAGCUCAAAAGGCCUGCUGACCAAUCUCUGUAAGGGAUUCUGAUAAAACACAGUCCGGAACAGAAAUAAAGAAUCGUAAGCGUUUUAAGCUCUCUUCAGGGGAUUCUGACACCAAGCAGAUAAUGCAAAAACUUGUCAGUUGUACAGAGACAAAUUGUAAUGAAUGAUGAACUGCUUAGAUACACGCGCACGUCACGUGAUAUAAGGGUCCUUUGUCACUUUUACUUGUCAAAUAAAUUAGAAAUAGUUCAGUUUUGAAAAAUAAAUUACAAUUAUUUCCGAAUUAUUAGGUUUCCUUUAGGCUCAACCUCCAAUCAUCCGCUUAUUAUGGCAAAGACCUUUUAUGAAAUCAGACUCUUCCCUUAUGCAAUUGCACAGAGAACAUUUUGAAACCUCUAGUAACGUGAAGUAGUUGCUAAGAACAUUUGUCGUAAACCAACAUCGCCUUCAGUAACAAAGAGACAACCUGCAUUUCAUAAGAAUUAAGUUUCCUAGACUAAUAUUUUGUUUAUUGCGUCCAUCGCAUUUUUGUCGGUUUUAGUCAUGUUUUAUUUCAGUCUUAGGUAGUGUCAACUUCGGUUUUUAUUCUUUACGACGAUCGUUGUAAAAGAUCAUAUUUAUCAGUGGUUAUGUUUGAUCCUCUUAGAGGUUUCUUCAGUCACGCUGAAUAUUGGAGAUUAUUAUCUAUAACACACUUGAAUGACGACUUUUAUUAUGCUAUUUUGGAAUAUAUAUUGGAGUUUUAAUUGGAUAUUGAAAGUACUUGCCCAAAAAAAUCUCCAAUUUGAGCAGGGCAACGGGAAUCAGUGAAACGUCAUUGCUUUGGGCCAGUUGGCAAGCAUGAGUUUAUGAUUAAGAACUUGCGCUUUGUUUAUUUUUCUUUCCAUUAACUUAUUCCUAUUCCCAGAGAAGCGCCUUUUUCUUCCAUUUUUUCUUUAUCACUGACUGAAAUCGGUCAGUCAACUUAGGAGCAAGUGGCUUAUCCAUUUCCCAUGGAUCGAAGCUUUGAUUAAUCGAACAACUGAUCUGUAUAGUCUUGUCCAGAUCGCAAUCAUUUAAAUUUGAUUUGUUGUUCUCGAAUCUGUUGCGAAAGCCACUCCAAUCCCUCGUAAAGCCCCUUCCCUUUCAGCGCGCACGUGGCCUGUAUAUACCAUCUUCUCCCUUUCAGGGUAUGCAGCCCUAACUUCUCGCUCAGUUCCGCGGUAGACAUUGCAUUGGGUAGAUCCUGUUUAUUUGCAAAGAUCAAAAGGACAGCUUCUUGUAAUUCGUCUUCGGCCAGCAGUUUAAACAGUUCAUUUUUCGCCUCAUCCACGCGAUUCCUAUCGCUGCUAUCCACAACGAAAAUAAGUCCCUGAGUUUCUUGAUAGUAAAGACGCCACAAAACGCGGAUCUUAUCCUGUCCGCCGAUAUCCCAGACCGUAAAACUGAUGUUUUUGUAUUCCACAGUCUCCACAUUAAACCCUAUUGUCGGGAUCGUUGUAAUUGGCUCAUCUAGUUUCAGCUGAUACAAGAUGGUUGUUUUUCCUGCUGCAUCUAAACCUACCAUCAAUAUACGCACUUCUUCCUUGCCAAACAAGCGUUUAAACAGCCUGAUGAGGGUAUUACCCAUGAUUGUUGAAUUUUUCCUCCUGAACGGUCCGAUCAGACUUCCCUAUUUCACGCAUCAGUUAAAAAUGUGUGAUGAUCAAUAUUUCAUAAGUGACCUGCAAUGGUGCGAUUUUCUUCUCCUUAAUGCGCAUGCACCAAAUGGCAUACCUGUAAGAGGGCUUGAUUUCCUCAGCGACCCUUUUAAAACCGAUACUCACGCUGACGACACUUAUUGAUAUUAGAGAUGAUAAGCAUCACGUUUACGCCAAACGGCAAACAUAAAUUUGCAGCACGUGACCAAGUUCCUCCUUUACAUGUCGUUUACUCUUCAUUAUUUCUUCACAUAAAUAAUUGGUUUCACGCAAUUUCUUAUCCACAACAAUUUUUUGAGCUGUUUUUAUCUGCCCUUUUUCUUGAGAAUUUCUCAACUUGAAUUGAAUCUGACCUCUGUUGUUUGCCGAAUACGUGAAGCAUCCCUUAAUUAAUUUUCCAACCAGAAGCGCAUUGGUUCUUGUGUCCAGGGAAAACUUACUCGCAGGCUACGUAGUAAUUUAAUAGUAAAUCCUCGUUUUUAAGGAAUCUUUUGUCCACGGCGUGUUUUCCUUCAGCUUAGCUGGCAGGAACUCGGCGCGAAGAUUAAACACGGACGCGUUGCAGCUGAUUUAAAACUGACAGCUUACAUGUAGGAUAGAUAGAUCUCCUUGACUGUUUGAAACCUUGAUUGCUAAACAAAGCCGAAUACAAAUUUAUCAUUCAAUUCAAACAAGAAAGGAUAUCCUCUUUUGUUUCAAACUGUUGACUAGUUUCCUCGGAAACUUAAUUAACCAAACGUGUUUAACAAAGCAGUUAUUAAUACUAAUCUUUUGAUCGACAGGUGAUUCGCUAGUGAAUUGUGACAUCGUAAGUGUCAAAUUUACGACAUUUAUUUUAGUUUAGCCUUCGUUACUUAGUAGUCAGCUAGCCAUUAAAUGCCAUAAAAGUGUGAAAACGUGCACCGUUGAACUCGAAGAAACGUUUUUUAAUAUCCUUUUCUCCCGCCAAGUUGCUUGAGGUCAUUGAAGGACAACCAAAAUCAAACACAGGCUUAAAAGUAGUUACCGCGCUUGGAAACAUUAACUCCUGUCGCUGGACUAUCGCUUGUGCGAAACUCGAACUUGGUAACUUCUCUCAGAGGGUAUCUGCUUUUUUAGCUUACUUUGUCAUAACUUAGUAUUUGUCACUAAAAACAAUAUUAAACGUCAGAAUUAGUCAGAAAUCUAGUUAUGUCUUGGUUCUUGUAAAGAUUCCCCUUGAAAUAGAGCUAAAUAGAUUUGGGGUUCAUAAAUUCAACUUCAUGAUCAAAUCUGUCCAGAUUCGUUAUUCUUGUAAUUGGAGGACUAGCAGCUUUCCUCGAUAGGUUUUCCUUGGUUGUUUUAAUUGGGAGAAAAUGUGAUAAUUUUUUGUUUUGCUUGUAAAAUACUGCGUUUAAAUGUCUCUUAAAAUACCGUAAAACAAUAAACAAGAAGACGACGAUUCGUCGACGUUGACUCAACAGACCUGAGUAUCGAGUCAAAACAUAACGGCUGGUAACAAAUAAGUACCAAAUUUAAGAAAUAAAUAAAUAAAUAAAUAACACUUAAUUAAAACCAUUAAAGUGUCAAAAAUCUUUUUUUCAAAGAAAGAGCUUAGCACCGAUGAUAUUGGCCUGGAUGUUUUUGUGUUCUUUUAUGGAGAGCAUCUCGUAGCUAGAUGAGGCAUUCAAAAUUUCUUGAUCCUGGGCACUUUCGAAGAAUUCGAACUUGGCUUUUAUUUUUCUUCGAGGAGAAAGAAUUGCCUUAUUUUCCAUUGACACUACCAAGGAAAAACUUUUAAGGAUAAUUUAGAAUUUUGUUUGUUUUACAGGUGAAGAAUCCAAUGGAGGAGAUGACGGAUACACUAUGGAGGAAUACUUAGCAAAGAUGGAUAAAGUUCGAAGAGAAUCGGAAGAAAACAGAAAAUUUUGGAAAGAAGAAUUACGCUCAAUGAACAAAUGGGAAAAAUACGGUCUUGGUUAA
Porites evermanni is the source of this 6249-nucleotide messenger RNA. NCBI's taxonomy places the organism in Eukaryota, Metazoa, Cnidaria, Anthozoa, Scleractinia, Poritidae. The record is from the annotation of a GenBank genome assembly.